AUUGUAUUUGUCUGUAGAAAUCCAAAAGACACUGCUGUUUCUUUCUUCUAUUUUCACAAAAUGGUAAAACAUUACCCAACCUAUGACUCGUGGAGUGAAUUUCUGAAUGAUUUCUGCGAUGGGAAUCUUGUUUUUGGAAACUGGUUUUCAAUGAACUCCUAUUGGUGGAGUCAACGCAACGAUAAAAACGUACUGUUCGUCAAAUACGAAGACGUGCAAAGAAGUCUCAGUGAUGUUGUUGAGAAAGUUGCAUCGUUCCUCGGAUGGCCUAUUACGGACAAAAAUCUAACCGAGCUUCUCAAACACUGUUCCUUUGAGUCGAUGAGGUCAAACAAAAAGGUCAACUAUAGUGAACAUCCACGGAUGGACACCAAAGAAAUAACAUUUAUGAGAAAGG
This is a messenger RNA of Anneissia japonica, 397 nucleotides long. RefSeq names its product sulfotransferase family cytosolic 1B member 1-like. The transcript has 3 exons. The record is from RefSeq and is a predicted model, not a curated record. Gene Ontology annotation, cellular component: cytoplasm. NCBI's taxonomy places the organism in Eukaryota, Metazoa, Echinodermata, Crinoidea, Comatulida, Comatulidae. Gene Ontology annotation, biological process: sulfation. The annotation marks the transcript as partial. Gene Ontology annotation, molecular function: sulfotransferase activity.